This is a messenger RNA of Aspergillus viridinutans, 1257 nucleotides long. RefSeq lists its product as uncharacterized. Gene Ontology annotation, molecular function: protein binding. The transcript is spliced from 4 exons. NCBI's taxonomy places the organism in Eukaryota, Fungi, Ascomycota, Eurotiomycetes, Eurotiales, Aspergillaceae. The coding region runs from base 1 to 1257 and encodes 418 amino acids. The record is from RefSeq and is a predicted model, not a curated record.
AUGGGCAAAAUCACCUUCUACUGCAACAUUUGCGGUGGGCCGCUGGACUGCUAUGAUCUCCGAAAGGCUUCCACGGCCUGUGAAGGCGAAGACCUAAGCCUUUGCUACGAUGAUGAGUGUGACUGCGAGGCUCAGACCAGACCGGAAGCUGAAGACGAGGAGGAUGGAGAAGAUGACGAGAACUCUACCGCGCAGUGUGAACACGAUAGUUAUUGCGCAUCCCUGAGGGGAUACAACGGGGAUUUGGUACCUGAAAAGGAUAUCUUGUGGCUAGAAAAAGUGAGAAUGCUGCGUCCUAGGGAUGCCCAGAGUGACAAGCAUAAUCAAAUGCAGGAUGAUGACGCAUACUAUAUCACUGACAUUGGCAGCUAUGAUCCGUGGUAUGGACUCACAGUUCCUGGCGAAAACACUGGUAGUAGCGAUGGAAGGCUAUGGGCGAAUAUAGAUGGCUUUUUUUUACAUGAUACCUGCUGGCAGAUGCUUCAACUUGUACAUCAAACUGUGGGUUCGAGCUCGCGGCCAUUAGGGCCUCGCCGGGUGUAUCUUACUAUGCAGGCUCGAUUAGGGCAUGACACGGAGAAAUCCAUCGACUGGGAGGACAGUAGAAUCUACGGUGGUACGGAGGACUUUCAAUCGCAAGAGUGGGAAGCAGAGCCAGGGUAUGAGUGGUUAGUUGCGGACCCGUUAAAGCCAGUCGACGCCUCUGAGCUCAUCUCUGCCUCAAAGACGUCGAACCCCGGCUCAACAAAUGCAAUUGUAAACGUGGGUGCACUCGAAUUGCCGGGUGUAGAUCCGUUUUCGAGUCUACCGUGGGACGUCCGCUAUAGGAUUUUGCAAAUGCUUCCUUCGCCAUCCGUCAUCAAUCUGGUCAUUGCCAGUCCCGCAUUUCGUGGAGCUGCCCGAGAUCUGCCCGAUCACUUUUGGAGAUUACGUCUGGGCUACGAUUGCCCGUGGAUUGACGGAGACUCACUUCGGCAAAACCUUGCCCAAGCAGGCGCGCAGGUUAAUUACAAGGAACUCAUUCGUCUCACCAAGAAAGCUGCAGCAAGGCCAGAGGAUGGAAUGAACGAAGAGCAGGAUAGCUGGUUGAACCUCAGAAAUCGCCAUCGGAUCUGGACAUGCUGCGAGGUUAUCCUGGAGAAGUUGGAGAAAGAAGCAACACCGUGGGUCCAGUCUCAAUCAAAGUGCAAAUCGGGCGAGCAUGCUGCUAACCUCAACCAGGGAAUAGGGUUUACUAGCACUAGCUUAGUGGAGUAA